CACAUGCUCAAUAACACACAUACAGUUACUGACAUACGCUCAGUAACACGCAUAUAAACAUACACACUAAGACACAUAAAACUCAAUAACACACUCACCCAUAAACACAAUAACACACUGUGACACACAUACAAACAUAUAGAUACACACACAUUCAUUAACACUCACUUACAAUCACACACUCAUAAACACACACUUAUUAACACACACUGAUUUUCACACACUAAAUCACUCACUAACACACACUCAUUAACUCACUCACAAACACACACAUACACUCAAUAACACACACUCACUCAAUAAUACAGACACGCAAUGUAACACUCACUCAUCCACAACACACUCACUCAAUAACACACACUCUCGCAAGCACACACUCAAUAACACACACUAACUCACUCACACACACACACUCAACCACAAACACACUCACUCACUAACACACACACAAAAACUCACUCACAAACACACACACUCUCACACACGCAGACGGUGACCAUGGGCUCGUCUCUCAGUGAGCCCUGCAUCUAUGAUAAGCUGUCGGAGAGCAUCGACAUCCUCCGUCAGUCCGGCUACCGAUACGGGAUGUCGGAGCGCGAGAUCGAGAAGUUCAUCAAGCAGGUGCUGGAGACCAACGAGCCGCGCAGGGAGCCGCCGCAGUUCCCCAUACUCAGGGCCACCGUCAAGUUUGUGGUGGCGGUGGGCGUGGUGCUGAUGGCGGUGCUGGUCUUCACGUAUCCUCAGUCUCCGGUGCUCAUGGGUUCGGUGAGCGGCACCACACUGAACAAUUCCUCUCCGCUGAGCCACAUACGGCUGCUGGAGCUGCCCAUCGCUGAGAAAUACAAUCUGCACGGUUUUCACGAGUGGUGGGCGUCUAGCAGCCUGCAGACGACGGAUGUGAACUGCUCUGCCUGCGCAGACGUGACAGACAUACUGGAGCUUACAGACCACCUGAGGACAUCUGCAGGAGAACACACACACACACAACCACUGUUGCUGAAGGGUGGAGCGGCUCUGUCUCUCCGUGUGUCUCAGAUGGAUCAGGUCUCGUCUGUCUCUCAGACUCCUGCAAACUUCACUCUGCUGUGGAGUGUGUCCUCCAGGCCCAGAGAGUCAGUUCUUCAAUGGUUGUUCCCAGAGUCUGAGUGCUGCCCCCUGCUGGACAUCUGGAGCUCCACACUGCAGCGCUGCAGACACAGCAGCAGACGCCCGCAGCCCUCCAGAGUGCAGGUGUUGGGCUGGAUGGUGGUCGCCGACGGAUCUCCAGACGUUCGUCUUCUUCCAGUGCAGAGAUGCCGAAAACACUGCAGAUCAUUUAGUCUGAGGCUGGAGCCCGGAGACAUGGUGUUCGCCGACGCGCAGUUCUGGCUGAUGGAGCUUCUUCCGUCGGGAGCGCAGGACGUCCAGUGUGACGGCGCGGUGCUUUGAGAAAAACACUGCCGUGCCAAUGAACAUUCAGAUCUCAGGUGUCCAGACUGCGUUCAGGAAAUGACAUCGGCCUUCGUUUUUCUUCAUGGGGACGCCAUUCAGUUUCUGUCCAGCUUCUGUGAUGUUUGCUGGUCUUGUGUUUGGAUGAACUGCAGGAACGGGAUCGGUCGUGUUUCAGGCUAAAACUGAUGUUGUGGAAAUGAUAUUCUGCUUAAAGACGACACUUUAGUACAGUUUCACAUCAUGUUCAUGACGAUUAAGCACAUUUUGCCCUACUGUGAUGCAAAAGAAAUCAUUUCCGUUACAGAAUGCUAAAGAAUUCUCAUUACCGUAAUGCGAAACGUAUAUAUAUAAUGGAAAUGAUUGGUUGUACUGAUUAAAUAUUAAUAUAAGACUUUUAUAUGAGGGUAAUGGGAGGAUUUGCGUUGAUUUUUGGUUAAUUUUUAUUUUUCCUAAAUUGUAAUCAAGAAUUGUAUUUAUUUUUGUAAGAUGGUAAUGAGUGUGUGUUACCAAUAUGGGAAAGAUAAUGAGACUAUUUCACUGUAUUACAGUGACUUUAUUGUUCAUUUUUCGUUUUUUUUUUUGUGUAUCACUGUAAUGAGAAUUGUAAUUUUAGUUAAAAUUAUGUUACAUAUUAUGGCAAAUGUUUAUUUUGUGUAGUGGUAAUGAUAUUUUUCCGCAAUAGUAAUGAGAAUAAUAUGUUUUUGCUCAAUUGCGGUAGUGAAAACAGUGUUUUUUUGUUUAAAAUAUUUUCUAUAUUAUAGUAAAUGCUUAUUUAAUGUAGCGAUAAUGCUAAUAUUUUCACAAAGAUAAUGAGAAUGUAUUGGUGCAUAACGGUAAUGAGAAGAAUAAGUUUGGUUACAAAUAGUUUCCAUUUGAUGGUAAAUACGUUUAUUUUGUGUUGUGUUGAUGAAAAUAUUUUCAUGACCGUGAUCAGAAUAAUCAUAUUUUUGUGUAAAACGGUAAUAAGAGCAAUUAUUUUGGCCAAAAUAUUUUCCCUAUUAUGGUAAAUGUUUAUAUUGUGUAGCGGUAAUGAGAAUGCACAUUGUUUUGGUGUAUUACAGUAAUGAGAAUGUAAAUCUGUCAUGUAUUACGGUAAUGAGAGUGAUCAGUUUAGUUCAAAAUAUUUUCCAUAUUAUGGUAACUGUUGAUUUUGUGCAGCGGUAAUGAGAUGAAUACUUUUUUUUUGCUGUAUUGCGGUAAUGAAAACAGUGGUUUUUAUUUGAAAUAGUUUCCAUAUUUUGUUAAAUGUUUAUUUAGUGUAACGGUAAUGAUAAUAUUUUCAUGAGGAUUAUGAGAAUAAUAUAUUAGUGCGUUACAGUAAUGAGAAGAAUACGUUUAGUUUAUGGAAAAUGUUUAUUUUGUGUAGAGUUAAUGACAAUAUUUUCAUGACGGUAAUUAGAAUAAAAAAAUUCUUGUAUUACGGUAAUGAGAAAAAUAAUGAGAAAAAUUUUGGCCAAAAUAUUUUCCCUAUUAUGGUAAAUAUGGUUAUGUUGUGUAGCGGUAAUGAUCAUGUUUCUUUCCAUGAUGGUAAUGAGAAUGAUCUUUUUUUUGGUGUAUUACGGUUAUGAGAAUGAUCAUUUUACUUCAAAAUAUUUUCCAUAUUAUGGUAAAUGUUUAUGCAGUGUAACGAUAAUGAGAAUAUUUCCCAAUAAUGAGACUAAUAUACUGGUGCGUUACAGUAAUGAGAAGAAUCAGUUUAGUACAAUAUUUAAUUAUCUGGUAAAUACAUUUAUUUUGUGUUAUGUUGAUGAAAAUAUUUUCAUGACAGUAAUCAGAAUAAUCAUAUUUCUGUGCAUUACGGUAAUGAGAAAUAUAAUUUCUGCCAAAAUAUUUUCCCUAUUAUGGUAAAUGUUUAUGUUGUGUAGCGGUAAUAAGAAUGAUUUCAGAAUGUUUUAUUACAGUAAUGACAGAAAUUAUAUUUGGUGUAAUACAGUGAUGAGGAUGAAUAUUUUUCAGAGUACGGUAAUGACGUGGAGACCGUUUUUCAGUGUUACAACACAAUUGAGAAAUAUUGAAUUUUACACCAAUAACAUGCUUGUUUUUCUCGUGACGGUAAUGAGAAUGAAAAUCUUUGCGUUACGGUAACAUGUGCAGAAAGUCUUCUGUUUGGUCAUGAAUAUGUCGUCCCUCUGGAGAUUCACCGAUCAGCCAAUCAAAGCACUUUAUAUGUCUCUGGUCAGCCGAUGAUGUCACGCCUCAACUGCCAAUGGGAGAAGACUGGGUGCAGUGACAUCAUCAGGCAGCGUCAUAGCCGAUGUGUUUAAUCACUGUAAAUAAUGCGAUUCAGAUGAAGAUGAUGAUGUGAUUCACUAAUAUGAUUCAGAGAUUUAUGUGGAUUGUGAUUUUACUGCAGGAUUUACACAGUAAACUAAAGCUGCUGUUCGUAAA
Danio aesculapii is the source of this 3819-nucleotide messenger RNA. RefSeq names its product chromosome 22 C6orf89 homolog (gene c22h6orf89). Gene Ontology annotation, cellular component: Golgi membrane; nucleolus. Bases 499 to 1428 code for a protein of 309 amino acids. The transcript has 7 exons. Lineage: Eukaryota; Metazoa; Chordata; Actinopteri; Cypriniformes; Danionidae. The record is from RefSeq and is a predicted model, not a curated record.